Messenger RNA from Oncorhynchus mykiss (rainbow trout), 4953 nucleotides. Its product is annotated as histone acetyltransferase KAT2B. NCBI's taxonomy places the organism in Eukaryota, Metazoa, Chordata, Actinopteri, Salmoniformes, Salmonidae. The record is from RefSeq and is a predicted model, not a curated record. Gene Ontology annotation, biological process: positive regulation of transcription by RNA polymerase II; chromatin remodeling. Gene Ontology annotation, cellular component: ATAC complex; nucleus. Gene Ontology annotation, molecular function: histone H3 acetyltransferase activity; protein binding.
GUACACAGUCUGGGGUAAAGAACCCCAACCACUCCGCCGGAGGUCACCAGUGGCAUCCUGUUCUUUUUAUCUGACCUUUGACCACUUAGCUUUGCCUUUUGAGGUCACAGCGACUAAGGUACUAGUGGUCCUCACCCUGGCUCUCUGAAUAUCGAGUCAGAAUAACAAAACUCUAUUGUAAGAUGUAAUAAUCGGCUUAUAAUUGGAAACAUUUUAUUACAUAUGUAUUGUGUAACUACAAGGCCUAGUACAUUAUUGUGGUAUUAGUAAGGUGGACAUCAUCACCAGAGUCUUUUGUCUGCUUUUCCCAUGUCUUAUUAUUCUUAUUUUUCCUAUGACGGUAUGUCACACUCCAUUUGUCCCAGGUCAUUACAUUUGACCUUGAAAUUCUCACUACAAAUGGUUACAUUUUUUGUGAUCUCUACCCUGGAUCAUAGCCUACUCCAGCAUUUCCCAAACUAGGGGUUUGAAAACAGGAAAUUCUGAUAUAAAAUGAUGUCCGUAACCUCCAGUAGCAGCUAGAUGCGGUUGUAGUAAACAGUGGUUUCUGUUUUCUUCCUACAAAUGUAGUUCUAUCUUUUGAACGGUUUAAGCUACAUAUUAUUAUGACCCCAUUGAUGUUGAUAAAAGUCACCUUGUCCUAGAGAGAUUUACACGGUCAUCAAAAUGUCAGGGUAAACCUACACCAAACAGACCUUAUUUUAAGUGUUUCUAAAAUCCCCUAUUGGGAAAAUGAAUGGUGGAAAAACUAUUGGAACCAUUUCCCUGUUUGACCAUUAGGUUUUAUGGGUAUUAUUACACCCAUGCGCACAAGCCUGUGUAGGCCUGUGUAGAGGCACUAAAUCAGACUGGGGGGAAAAAGAACAUCAAUGAUGCUGUCAGACUGAUUUAUAUUAGACUGUCAAAGACACAGUUAAAAAAAGUAGACAUUGGCUGUUGAUUACAUCACCUUUUGUGUUUGACAUGGUGUGGGUUUUUGAUAUCAAAAUGGGGUCGCGGACCGAAAAAGUUUGGGAACCCCUGGCCAAGCCUACUCACUGGAAUACCUAUUUUGUCUCCCCUAGUGGAGGAAAAAUGGGCCUACAAUGACAAAUAAAAAAAUAGGGAUCAGCGCAUUGAGCUAUAAAAAAAAACGGAUCAGCGCCAUGUCUGAUUCUCCAGUAGUGGAAUAGAGAACCGGACACCUAAACCAUUUAAUUCCAGGGUCGGGGAUCCCGUUCGGUCUCGAGGAUGUCCGGGAGCGCAGGGAUUCAGCAGGGCUCCCCGGCCAUCGGUGCAGCGGGAUCGGCGCCUGCGGCUCCGGGAGCCGGGGGAACCGAGGGUUCGGGCGCCACGGUAGGAUCAGCACGAAUCGCCGUGAAGAAGGCGCAGCUCCGCUCCUCCCCGCGCCCGAAGAAACUGGAGAAGCUCGGAGUUUAUUCAUCUUGCAAGGCUGAGGGGGCCUGUAAGUGUAACAGCUGGAAGAGCCAGAACCCCCCUCCCACACCACCCCGUACAGACCAGCAGCCCAACACUUUCAACCUUCAGGACCCCUGCCGUAGCUGCUCUCAUACACUGGGUGACCAUGUAACCCACCUGGAGAACGUUUCAGAGGAGGAGAUGAACAGGCUUCUGGGCAUUGCUCUGGACGUGGAGUACCUGAACACAUGUGUCCACAAAGAGGAGGAUGCUGACACCAAACAAGUCUACUUCUCCCUCUUCAAGCUAUUGAGGAAAUGCAUCCUUCAGAUGGGCAGACCUGUGGUGGAGGCACAGGAGAGUCCUCCCUUUGAGAAACCUAGCAUUGAACAGGGGGUGAAUAACUUUGUCCAGUACAAGUUCAGCCAUCUUCCCUCCAAGGAGCGUCAGACCAUCGUGGAGCUGGCCAAGAUGUUCCUCAACCAGAUCAACUACUGGCAGCUGGAGACACCCUCACAGAGACGCCAGCGGGCCCCUGCUGAUGAUGCCGCCGGGUACAAAGUCAACUACACCAGAUGGCUGUGCUACUGCAACGUCCCUCAGUUCUGUGACAGUCUACCGCGGUACGAGACGACCCAAAUCUUCGGUCGGACCCUGCUGCGCUCCGUCUUCACUGUAAUGAGGAAACAGCUGCUAGAGCAGGCCAGACAGGAGAAGGAUAAGCUACCCCCGGAGAAACGCACUCUCAUCCUCACACACUUCCCCAAAUUCCUGUCCAUGCUGGAGGAGGAGGUGUACAGUCACAGCUCUCCCAUCUGGAGUGAAGAAUUCCUGGCUGGAUCCUCAGGAGGACCGAUCCCCAUUCAUACAGUGAUCAGUGCGCCCCCGGUGGCCAGGUCUUUGUACUACAACUCCAGCCCAGUAUCUGUGUACCCAUCCAGCUGUGGCAGUGUCAGUCCUGCCAGGAAGACCGCCUCUGUUCUGGAACCCAGCCCAGGUGGGCAGAAGCGGAAGCCAUCGGAGCCCCUCCCCCAUGAGGAGACUAAGAAGCUCAGGAUUGUCGGGGACAUCCCCAUGGAACUCAUCAAUGAAGUCAUGGCAACCAUCACCGACCCCGCCUCCAUGCUGGGACCAGAGACCAGUCUACUGUCGGCCCACUCAGCCCGUGAUGAGGCGGCACGCCUGGAGGAGAGGAGGGGAGUGAUAGAGUUCCACGUCAUCGGGAACUCCCUCAACCAGAAGCCCAACAAGAGGAUCCUCAUGUGGCUGGUGGGCCUCCAGAAUGUCUUCUCUCACCAGCUGCCUCGCAUGCCCAAAGAGUAUAUCACACGCCUCGUCUUUGACCCAAAACACAAGACUCUGUCGCUGAUCAAAGAUGGCCGUGUGAUCGGAGGGAUCUGCUUCCGGAUGUUCCCCUCGCAGAGCUUCACAGAGAUCGUAUUCUGUGCAGUCACCUCCAACGAGCAGGUCAAGGGAUACGGCACUCACCUGAUGAACCAUCUGAAGGAGUACCACAUCAAGCACGACAUCCUCAACUUCCUCACCUACGCAGACGAGUAUGCCAUUGGCUACUUCAAAAAGCAGGGCUUCUCUAAAGACAUCAAGGUUCCCAUGGCCAAGUAUCUGGGCUACAUCAAAGACUAUGAGGGAGCGACACUGAUGGGCUGUGAGCUCAACCCCAGCAUCCCUUACACGGAGUUCUCUGUCAUUAUCAAGAAGCAGAAAGAGAUCAUAAAGAAACUGAUUGAGAGGAAGCAAGCUCAGAUCAGAAAGGUCUACCCAGGACUUUCCUGUUUUAAGGAAGGAGUUCGACAGAUUCCCAUCGAGAGCAUUCCUGGAAUACGGGAAACUGGAUGGAAACCGGUGGGCAAAGGGAAAGAGCUGAAGGAUCCAGAUCAGCUGUACAGCACCCUGAAGACCAUCCUACAACAUGUUAAGAGUCACCAGAAUGCCUGGCCGUUCAUGGAACCAGUGAAGAAGACUGAGGCUCCUGGCUACUACCAAGUCAUCCGCUUCCCCAUGGACCUGAAGACGAUGUCUGAGCGUCUGAAGAGCAGGUACUACACCACGCGGAAGCUCUUCAUGGCCGACAUGCAGCGCAUCUUCACCAACUGUCGCGAGUACAAUCCCCCAGAGAGUGAGUACUACAAGUGUGCCAACCUGCUAGAGAAGUUCUUCUACACCAAGAUCAAGGAGGCAGGUCUCAUUGAGAAGUGAAGAGAUGGGAGGGGCUUCAAGGGUGAGGGAGCAAUGGCUUAGGUCUAAUGAUUUUUUAAAAUGUUUUUGUUUUUAUUUACUUAUUCUUUAUUUUUCUACUGCGUUCAACCAGAAAAAGAGAGAGCUAUAUAUCCAGUAGGAAGAAUGAUUUUAGGUUAAUCAGUAUACUAUCCCUCGCCCCACUCAGGAAAACACAAGUCCUAGAUAGAAACUCCCAUCUGUUCAGCUAACACAACCCUCCUCAGCUAACCUAACCCUCCUCAGCUAACCUAACCCUCCUCAGCUAACCUAACCCUCCAUCUGUUCAGCUAACCUAACCCUCCAUCUGUUCAGCUAACCUAACCCUCCAUCUGUUCAGCUAACCUAACCCUCCAUCUGUUCAGCUAACCUAACUCUCCAUCUGUUCAGCUAACCUAAGACGUCACAUCUGUGAAGAACUGGACUGUCUGAGAGAUAUAGGGAGGGAUAGUCAGUCAGUUACUCAGCCAUUCAGUCUCUGUCUCCAUAUGGUGUUACUGGGUCUUAAUGGUGUAGGGUGAAAAAAAACCUAGACGCCGAUUUUGGGUCAGUUUUGCACUUUCCCCACUAAUGGUAAAGGUUAGGAUUAGGGGAGGGGAAGCUGAUCCCAGAUCUGUACCUAGGGAAACCUCUCCCUGGAACCAUAGUAAUUUGACUUGUUUUAUUUUUAUGUGCGUGUUACGCGUGACUUCAGAUGAGGUCUGUCCCAGAAUUUAUGAGGGCAAAAUUUGUAUGUAUGUUACUAGAGAGUUCAUCCUGCCAAAAAAGGAAAAUUAUAUUUUAAAUCUGUAUGUAUGAAUUUUAACAAUUGUAAACCUCUUGAAUUACUUGCUGUAUAUUUUUCCUGGUUUGUUUUUAAACUGAAAGGAGGGGAAGCCCUUCAUGCUGGUCCAUGUAAAAAGUCCCAUAGGGCAAAAGGUGACCAUGGAAAUGCACUUAUUUAUUUUUUCAAGCAACUAUUCAGCAUCACAUGGUGAAAGAGCUUUUUUGUUUUCCAUUGAGAUGUUCAGUCUUUUGAGAAAAGCACUAUGAAUAAUGGCUAAUUUUAACUAUGUAGAGUUUCUCCUUAUUUAUGUGCUGUAAUUUUUAAGGAAUAAUGCUUAAUAAAAUAAUUUAUUCUGUCGUAUUAUUUCUGUCUAGACGAUUGAUAUCUUUGUACUUUGAAGAUAAAAUAAAAAGAUUGUGCAAUACUAUGUAGUUUUGCUGUUUUGUAUAGAAGAUGUUUGUACUUUUUCAAACUUUAGGAGAAACCUGGAUUUUGUAAUAUUGGUUUGAAUGACAGACUAUUUUAUAGACUGAUUAAAAUAGAAGUGAAUCUAA